Molecule: messenger RNA, 1806 nt
Organism: Sphaerulina musiva SO2202
Lineage: Eukaryota; Fungi; Ascomycota; Dothideomycetes; Mycosphaerellales; Mycosphaerellaceae
Product: glycoside hydrolase family 47 protein
Exons: 4
Coding region: 1-1806 (601 amino acids)
Biological process (GO): N-glycan processing; carbohydrate metabolic process
Cellular component (GO): endoplasmic reticulum; Golgi membrane
Molecular function (GO): calcium ion binding; mannosyl-oligosaccharide 1,2-alpha-mannosidase activity
Source: RefSeq, a predicted model, not a curated record
AUGUUCGCACGCAUACCACUCCUUUUGUGCAUGUCCACGGCAGCACUAGCCAACAUAGACCUCGACGCCCCCGGCGCAUACUCGGCCCCUCCACCGGGCGGAUAUCAGCAAGCCGGUGCAGCGCCAUAUGGCUAUGGCCAGAAACCGACCGCGACCUUGACCAUCACCCAGACUCUUCUGCCCAACCCGGCUGCCACUCCCUUUCCCCCUACCCAGAACACCACCAGUCCCGUCGGCAUCGGCUCGUGCAAGAAUGUGCAGGCUGAGGCCGUGAAGGAGGCCUUCCUGCACGGUUUCAAUGCCUUUAUGAAAUAUGCCAAUGGUUACGACGAAGUGAGACCGCUAAAUCUGAACGGAACGAACAACAGAUAUGGCUGGGGCCUGACGAUCGUGGACUCCAUCGACACUGCAAUCAUCAUGGGCCUGACCGACCUGGUCACGCAAAUGCUCGACUUCAUCGCCAAAGUCGACUUCACCACCACCCAAUUCCUGAAUGGAGACGACGGCGUGCAGCUGUUCGAGACUAACAUUCGAUACAUUGGCGGACUUCUCGGCGCCUAUGAUUUGCUCAAAACCGGUCAAUUCGGCAGCUAUGACGAGCAGAAAGUCGAUACUCUCCUCAAGCAAGCCGUUCUACUGGCCGAUAAAGUCGCAUAUGGCUUCAACACUCCCUCGGGGAUACCAGCUGUCUUUGUCAACUUUACCACUAACGAGCCCAUCAAGGGGACAUAUACAGACCCCAAGACGAACACAACGUACAACUCCACAAACGCUGCGUCCAUAGGCACAUUUCUCCUCGAAUGGGGUCGACUAUCAGACCUGACGGGCAACGCGACAUACCGUGAACUUGUAGAAAAGGCCGACAACCAUCUGGUCGAGCCCUCACCUGCGCCAGUCCUCCCUGCGCUGAUCGGUAGCCAAUUCGACGUGGAUACUGGCAAGAUGCUCACCAAAAAUGGGGGAUGGGUAGGAGGAAUCGACAGUUUUCUGGAAUAUCUCAUCAAGUACUGGCAAUACUCGCCUUCAGACGUGGCGACAUCGUACAAAGACUUUUGGCUUACGGCGACCCAAAGCACAAUCGAUCAUCUUGUCGUCACCCCUCGAGGCUACACUCCGGACGAAUUGUCAUUCGUCUCUCGCAUGAAUCGCAACGGCACAGUCGACAACCUUGCCGACGACUUCUCGUGCUUCGCGGGUGGCAAUUGGCUUUUGGGUGGUGCACUUCUCGGGGACGAAAGCAUCACGAAGCUCGGGUUGGACUGGACCAAAGGCUGCUACCAUCUCUACCAGACGACAACAACCGGUCUUGGCCCUCUUGCCUGGGCGUGGUUCAACUCUUCCGGCCAGACAUUCGAUAAGCAGAGUGAAAACGAUGGCGCUGCAUUGCGAUCUGCAGCGGCACGAGGUUACUUCAUCCCCGCGAGCCUGGAGAACUGGUUCUCGAGACCUGAACCCUUGGAGAGCGUCUUCUAUGCAUAUCGAUUGACGGGAGAUCAACAAUGGGCGGAUGCCAAUUGGAAGAUUUUCCAGGCCAUUAACACGACUGCCAGAACGCCAGAAGCAUUCGCUGCUGUGAACAAUGUGGACAUGCCUUAUGGUGGUGCUAUGAGCGACAAUCUCGACAGCUUCUUCUUUGCAGAAGUGCUCAAAUAUCUCUAUCUCACCUUCACGGAUCCCAGUGUCGUGGACCUGUCGGCAUGGGUCUUUAACACGGAAGCCCAUCCUCUGCGAGCUCUUUGCGCUGAAGACGACGUGAAACCUUCCACAGGGCUGGGGAGACGUCAGGAUGGCGGCUAUGAGCAGUAG